AUGCCCCUGGGUCCAUUUGAUUCCCGGGCAAAGCGAUCCCGCUGUUCUGCAUGCUCAACAAGUCAUCUCAAAUGCUCUGGAGAUGUGCCCUGCAGUCAUUGUGCUCGUCGGCACAUCGCAUGCACCUAUACAUCUCAAAACAAGACCAAUAAACUGAUCCUUGUCGAAAGAGGGAAGCAAAAGACGCAGAUAAAUUGGUCCUUGAAGCUCUCCCGGCCGAGCACCUCGACUUUGCCAUCUCCGUCCACAGCCACAGCCACCGUCACUGUCUCACACAUCAACCACUAUGUACCUCCUCCCAGACGUCUCAAUGACAAGUCCACCAUUUACAUCACCUUCUUCGACACCUUCUCCAAAAGGAAUGACUUCACUGGCCGCUCUCGAACAGCCGGCGAUGAAGUGAAGCAGCUGGCUGAGCUGCACUCUCGCAAAGGAAACCAUCUCCUCAAUGCCAUGCUGGCUAUUGGCGCAAUGUAUGCUGGCAAACUGAACGCGAAUGACGGGCCACCAAAGCGGGAGUCCCUGUUGAUAGCUUUUCAGCAUUACUCAUAUGCAGUCGAUGGUCUUAAAGAGGCUAUUGGUGCAUGGAGGCUCGGUGCAACCCAACAGCCACAACGAAGAAAACAGGAUCAACACGUCUGUAUUCUGUGGACGACUUUCUUUCUCGGCCUGUUCGAGCUCAUGAAUGAUGUCACCGGCCACUGGUGGCUACAACACAUCGUCCACGGCACAUCUGUGGCUUUGAAAGCCAGUGGCCCCGAGUCGUGUCGUUCGGGCCCCGGGUUGGCCUUCUUCAUUCAGGCCAGGAUGUUCGAAGUCAGCAGGACCAUUCUAUUCAAUGAACCGACCUUUCUCACAGAACCGGAAUGGGUUGCAUUGUCCCGAGAUAUGUGGUCCGAGGAGGUGAACUUCGAGUCUGGAGUCGCCAGGAAUUCUUGGAGACCGGUGGAUUCGUUGCUCGACAUCAUGGUAAUGUGCUCCAAUCUCCGUGUGAGAGCUGCAACCUUUAUAGCAGCACAGGAAAUUUCGCCCUCGCAAAUACCCGGGCCCGAAGCUAGAGCCAUAGCCGAGGAUGGACAUCGUCUUCGAGAGGCUUUGAGAAGUUGGAGUACAGCCUAUAUCCCUGAAACAGGCCAAUUGUCAAGCUUCAGACUGGUAGAUUCUCCAGGGUUGAACGACGGCCGCCAUCAAGAAGGCGGCGGGCAUCAAGGGCUAUCAGAUCCGAGCAGUCUCAUGGCUCGUGUUUUCUUCGCUGCCAUUAGCAUUUACCUCUCGGGGAUUUUCGACUACGAGCUGCUUCACUGGCAACGACUAAACAUAGCUGUCGCGAUCCUCGAUCAAGCCACCAUAGUGCAGCAUCUGCACACAAUCCUGGCUUUGACAGAGCUUGGUCUGGAUCGAACCACCUUGUCGCCCCUUGUAUUUUUGUUCCCGCUUCGGAUAGCCGGCUCCCGCUCGCGUUAUCAAUGGCAGCGUGAUCAAGUUGUCGCAAUGGUGGAACGCGUUGGCCAAGCAUUCGCCGUCGCCUCGGCUAUCAAACUCGAUCUAAUGUAUGUAUGGAAAAUGAGGCGAGUUGUCGAAGCGGAGGGUUUCGCCAGCAAUGACACUCUGUCUGCACCUGACACAUAA
Pochonia chlamydosporia 170 is the source of this 1629-nucleotide messenger RNA. Its product is annotated as C6 finger domain-containing protein. Lineage: Eukaryota; Fungi; Ascomycota; Sordariomycetes; Hypocreales; Clavicipitaceae. Gene Ontology annotation, molecular function: DNA-binding transcription factor activity, RNA polymerase II-specific; zinc ion binding. The record is from RefSeq and is a predicted model, not a curated record. The transcript has 4 exons. Gene Ontology annotation, biological process: regulation of DNA-templated transcription. The coding region runs from base 1 to 1629 and encodes 542 amino acids.